GCGGAGGAGGCUGAGCUGGAUGAGCCGUCUACCAGCUACUGCACAUCCCUAUGUUCUGCCCUGGUCAAGCCUACAGUCAUUCUGACAUGCCUUCAAGGCAUCUUUGGAUGCGUUCCCUGGGCGGUGAUCGGCACAUUCUUAGCUGACUUUCUGGCCACCAAUGCAAACAUGGGUGUUCCUGGAGCCACUACGGUCCUUUUCAGCUUUGGCAUAGGCUGCGUCACUGGCACCGCUAUUGGCGGCAAGCUGGGUCAGCACUUGUACAGAAGGGACAAAAGGCUGCAAGCCUGGCUGAUGGGGCUUACCGUCUGGGGCGGGAUGCUUCCGUUCCUAUUCCUUUUUUCUUCUGCUGGCACCUGGGGACAUCCGGUGCUCUUCUACAUCUUGGCGCUCACAGGUGGCAUCCUCGCGCCUAUUGCGGGGAGCAAUGCGAAGGCAGUGCUUCUGAACGCGGUGGCGACGCGGUCUCGUGGGACAGUCUUUGGCGUCUACAACAUUAUGGACGACUUGGGAAAAGGCCUGGGCCCCGCCUUGGUCUCCAGUUGGGUGCGACGGCUUGGCCGACGGGACUCCUUCAUGCUGGGGAUCGCCUUUUGGUUGCCCUGCGGACUUUUCUGCGUCCUGAUGACCAAGACCAUUCCUGGUGAUGAUCUCUCCUCCAAGUCGUCACUGCCAGAGGUACCAUCGCGGGAAGCCCUGAAGUUCGUAGAUGAAUCUCCAGAGACAGCGGAGGGCUCCUUUGAAGGGAGUUCCCUGACAUCACAAAGCUCAUCGAAAUCAAAAUCUCCGGACUCGCCCAUGAAAGCGUCGUCCAAGAAACCGCAGACCAUCGGCCAUGCCUACCGAGAGACCGACCUCUAUUCUGACGAUAACAGCUGA
This is a messenger RNA of Symbiodinium pilosum, 879 nucleotides long. The record is from the annotation of a GenBank genome assembly. NCBI's taxonomy places the organism in Eukaryota, Dinophyceae, Suessiales, Symbiodiniaceae.